UAGUGCUGUCGUCUGUGCCGCCUGGAGUGCAUUUGGCGCCAUCUACAGUCAGCGCAAGCAGUUACGGAGUGUACGCGUCGCUGUGGAUACGAGAGGGUGUCACCAUCGGUCCAUUCUGCGGACAGCGACGGCAUGUCGACCAGAUUGAUUUUUCCAAACACAACCCGUGGAUGUGGGAGGUGUUAGACACAGAAGGAAGUGUGAGCCACGUUGUCGAUGCUAGUGAGCCACCAUGGCGUACCUGGCUCUCCUACGUACGCUGCGCGCGGCAACAAGACGAACAGAACCUGGAGCUGGUGCAGUCAGGCAAUGAGCUCUUCUACAGGACAACGAAGCCAAUACCGCCCGACCAGGAGCUGCUCAUAUGGUAUGGCAGCCGUUAUCUGCUCUUCUUUGGAAUGCUGGACGAUGCAAACUACAGGCGGAGCGGUCACCUGAUGGCCGAGGAAGUGACCAGACCAGCCUGUACAGUGAAACAGAUGCUGCCCGUAUGUAAGCUACAGUGCACCGUCUGUAGGCGAGGCUUCAACUCUAAGAGCAACCUUCGUUCGCACAUGCGCAUUCACACACUGGAGAAACCAUUCCUCUGUCAAUACUGUCACCGCAGCUUCAGCCAAUCGUCCACUCUACGCAACCACGUCCGUCUGCACACAGGUGAGCGGCCAUAUAAAUGCCAUGUAUGCAGGAGUGCUUACUCCCAGCUCGCUGGUCUCCGUGCGCACCAGAAGAGUUCGCGACACCGGAAGCCAGCAAAUGCUGCUCAGAGAACAGACAGAGGCGACAAGCCAUCAUACCCAGACACACACCACGCAGAUGACGCAAGCCCGUGAUGUCACCAGCGCUGCGCCAUCGUGAGAGCAACACGAGAGUGUAGUCGUGGCAACCACCACGCAAGGCUAUUGACGCUGUCACGAUGAUUUAACUGGGUCACUGUGCAGUGUAUGUGCGUGCGUGCGUCUGCAUGCCUACGCGCUGUGAUCAUGCACUUAUUACGCUAGUCCACCAAACAGUAUGAAACGACACGGAAAGUGUGGAGCGCACCAAACACAAUCGACAGUUCACUAGUUACGUACUAGCAUGGCAUGUUACUUGAGUCUUAUACAUAAAUAACAAAGUUUCUCAAUUAUUGCCCCAAAAACAAAAAACGGAAUUUAUUUGAACAGAAUGAAAUCGGGAAGAAAACAUGUUGUUGCAACUCUUCCUAAAUUUAAAUCCCAUUAAUGGACUGUGUUUCAAUGCUGAAAGUUGUCUUGAAAUUUUUCCAAUGAGACAAAUAGAUUAGAAUUAUAUACGUAAUUUAUUUAUUUUACAAUGCAACUUUUGAUAACAAUGUAUUUCUACAAAAUGUAUAUAUAAUAUUGAAUAAAUAAAUACUCAUAUUUAAUCAAAAAUUAAAUGGGUAUUUCUAAGUAUGCUACAGAUCAUUUUUUAUAACUAAUCACCAUUAUUUUGAUGCCAUGGUCAAUAAGCUUAAAUACUGAUAAGGAAAUAAACAGUGAGAGUGUUCAGAUGUUAUUAAUCACUGCUGACCUAUCUCAGAUUUAUCAAACAUGUCAUGCUAACAGAAACUUCAGAAUAACUUGUCCCAUAUGUAGUGUUUUUCCGGGUUACAAUUGAAUCUAAAUGCAAGACAAUAGAACACCACAAAUUUUCUUUGAUGGAACAACGCACAUUGCAUUGCUUUCCUAAUGCCAAAUAAAAAAACAUACUUCAAAAUAUUGUGAUUUCUGAAUACCUACAUAUAUGACUAACAAUUUCAUCAUUUGUAAAAAGCUGUGUUGAAUAAUUUCGUUUUCCGAUUGGGCAGAACGUUCAUAUGGGCAAA
Priapulus caudatus is the source of this 1825-nucleotide messenger RNA. RefSeq names its product PR domain zinc finger protein 12-like. The annotation marks the transcript as partial. Gene Ontology annotation, biological process: neurogenesis. Lineage: Eukaryota; Metazoa; Priapulida; Priapulimorpha; Priapulimorphida; Priapulidae. Gene Ontology annotation, cellular component: nucleus. The transcript has 5 exons. The record is from RefSeq and is a predicted model, not a curated record. Gene Ontology annotation, molecular function: histone methyltransferase binding.